Messenger RNA from Dermacentor silvarum, 8221 nucleotides. RefSeq lists its product as uncharacterized. Gene Ontology annotation, biological process: transmembrane transport. The transcript is spliced from 4 exons. Gene Ontology annotation, molecular function: transmembrane transporter activity. The coding region runs from base 1 to 1686 and encodes 561 amino acids. Lineage: Eukaryota; Metazoa; Arthropoda; Arachnida; Ixodida; Ixodidae. The record is from RefSeq and is a predicted model, not a curated record.
AUGUCCUCGUGUCGGGCGGACGGUCGGCGCGCCCGGAAGACGGGGCCGGACUCGCGCUACAGUUGGGUGGUCGCGCUGGCAUGCGGCGGCGUCAACGUGUUCAUGCACGCCUCGGGCAAGGUGGUCGGCCUGCUGUUCUUCGGCAUGCUCGACGAGUUCGCCGUCAGUCGGGAGACGGCCGCGUGGCCGCUGGUUCUCAACAACACGCUGCUCAAUGUCGCAGCGCCUGCUUUCGGCUUCCUGUCCAAGUUCUUCCCCAUCCGCAACAUCAUCCUGCUGUCGUCGGCCAUCUCGUCAGUGUCCGUGGCUUUGUGCUUCUUUGUCUCUGACGUCUUCUACAUCUCUCUGCUUUUCGGCGUCAUCCACGGUGCAGCUACCUGCGGGGCCGUCCUGAUGACGCAGGUGUGCAUCAACCAGCACUUCAUCAGGAGGCGUGGCACGGCGGCUGGCGUCGUGUCGGCCAUCUCGAGCCUGAACUGCGUCAUUUUCCCUCCCCUGUACGAGUACUGGGUGAGCCACUACGACCUGCACUGGAGCUUCCUGCUUUUGGGCGCCUGCAUCCUCAACUCCAUGGCGUUCGGCUUCCUUGUGCGCUCCCCGAGCUGGCUCAUCGUCAACCCGGUGGACUAUUCGAAGCGCCGCAAGAGCAUCUUCACGCGGGCCAACGUGGCCAACAAGGGCCUGGCCAGCUGGAUCACGCACUUCAGCGAAGACAACAGCGACUCGUCCGACGAAGAAGGGCACCUGGAGGCUUCCCGCCACCUGUCCGGCUCGGUGCGCUACUUCUUCAGCGAGGGCGGCGGCAUCUCCACCUCGGACAGCCAGGCGCCGAUCGAGAUGAUGCCCGUCGCUCGCCGUGCCAGCAUCGCCGAGGAAGUGCUCCCCACGGGCGACGAGCGCGGCGGCGACUUGGGUCAGGUGCGCCAGGCGCACCAGCUUCUCAUCCGCACCCCGGACCCAGUGGCGGCGCACCCGCGCAUCCCCACCGGUUACACGCUCUGCAAGCCGCUCGAGCCGGCGCGCGGCGGCAACUUCCAGAUCAAGCAGGACGACGAACGCGACGGGAAGCGCAAGUUGUGGAAGAACGCCAAGACCUUCCUCACCAUCUCCUUCUGGCAUCUGACGCUCUCGCAGUUCCUCGUCCAGUUCGGCCUCGGCGUGUUCCUGCUGACCAUCAUCGACUUUGCAAACGACUGCGGCAUCGGUGCCAAGGACUCGGUGUUCUUCAUGACCUCCUUCUGCAUCGGGGACAUGCUCUCCCGCGUGCUCACGGGCUUGAUUGCCGACAGAGGAUCUGUGCACCUGGAGUUCUUGGUGGCGUUAGCCUACGUUCUUCAAGGCGUUUGCUACGAGUUUAUGUGCUACAUAAAGAGCUAUCUGUACCUACUACUACUAACCCUCGGAAUAGGCAUCAGCCAUGGCUCAAGGAUCUUCCUGCUCCCCAUUUUCCUCACGAGGAGCUUCGGACUCGGUGGGCUUUCUGUCAAUCUGAGUGUCGCUACUUGCAUCUGCGGUGUCUUGGCAUUAUUAAGGCCCUUCUUGAUCGGCUACUUCAGAGAUCAGCAGGGCACCUACAAGGGUCUGUACCACCUAAUCUGCAUUGUGAACAUGGCUGUAGCCGUUACGUGGUUCAUCAAAAUGCUGCUCAUCCGUAAAAAAGACAGAAUUCACCUACAAGGAAUCUAAGAAACCAAGACAAUAUUUAGAACGCGUCAGUUUUGUUUUCUAGGACUGAGAUCGCUUCAACGAAAAAUGUGCCUGAGGAUCAUGUUCGGCAGAGCCUUUUUUCCAUAGCUGCAGCGACGUUCACAGUGGAACUGCAAACGAAAGAAAAUGCAUAUUUUUCGUUCAGCUGACUUCCGAUAAUUUAUCAACCUGACGACGUAGUCCAUAUAAAGUACAAAUGCACUGUCUCUGCUUGUGUGUAUGUAGGUGCACCGCUACAUAGCGUGCUUUUUGUAGUGUUAACAUUAUUUUUUACACUUAGAGAAGCUUCGAAAGGAUUGCUUCAUGCAGAGAAGAUUAUUUGCAUGUGAAAUCGAAGUAGGUAAUGAACUAAUUAGCAAACUUUUGUUGAUUAAGUUUUCAUUUUUAUGUUUAUUGAAAACAAAGGCGUUUUGUUAAAAUAUUAAGCGGAAUAACAAGGCAUUUUUGCCACAAGUUUGACGGCGCUCAUCUGAAAACUGCUGCGAGUUUCAAAAUUGGUUUCGAUGGGUGAGAACUCUGUUUUCGAUUCCUAAAGUGUACCGUAAAGCAAUUAGUUGGAAAGGUUAUUAAUUAAAUUUUGGUAGCUUUAUUAAUAUGCAUUUUGAUUUUUUCUGCAACUAAUGUUCACCUCUUCGAGUAUUCUAUCUCAAUGGGUAGAUCUGUGCUAUAUUCUAAGGCGAUCUUUAAACAUUCUGUAAACUCUGAAAAUACUAGUAUAUGUAGCAUUAUGCUCGAAAUUAUGCUCAAUUCGUAGUUCUGUGGCAUCUAGGUCUUCUCGUCCUUUUGUUUGCCGUCUGCAUUUGAGCUUUUCAAGCUGCGCUUACAUGUGCAUUUGUACGACAUUUUGUUGCUGUAAAUCAUGUAAUUGUUAGAAUAUUUUUUUUGACAUAUUGGUACCAGGGUCAUCACAGAGGUGGGCGGGGAUAAUUAUUGCUCUGGCGGCUGCGUAGUCGCGAUUGAUUGAAAGACCUAUUAAUUAAAAUAUGAAUGUGGGCCGCUUUCACGGGUGAACAAAAAUGAAUCGCUAAUUACACGUAAAGUCGGAUGCACUGAGCCUACUAGAGUAAUUAUUUUUAAAGAAUAUUUUCGUCUACAAUCUCUAUAUCCCUCGCACUUCCCUGAAAUGAAUAGCCAGUGACGAAGAGAAACUACUUUGCUAAAUAUUCAUAAUGAAAUCUCAAACGGCAUUUGUUGACCUUGGAAAUAGAUUUUUCUGUUAUUAUUUUCCUAAAACAAUGGUUCAUAGACAUUGUAGCAGUGGAAAAUCAUACUCCACAAUCAGAAGCGUGUGAACACGACCUUCAGUACAAAGAAAGAGUAUUGUAGAAUCUUUGCAGAAGCAUAAAGAAAGCAGAAAAAAAAGCGUUAGCAUCGGAUACUUCCGAUCAGCCAGAGAUACCCUCUACAUAUCUCUAGCUUAACUAGCGCCUCAAUAUUCCUUCCAUGUGCAUAACAGCACAUCCAAAUAUACCACUGACUAUUUUGAUAGGAGUGGAAGAAGAUCGGCACAAUUAAGUUGGAUGAAAACCUCAACAACUCCAGCAGGCUCCUGGUAUACCAACAUCGCUUGCGCCUCGUCCAGAUCCGGUCUUAUCCCUUUCUUAGAGUUUACAUAGCUGACGUAAGUGACCUCAUAAAACAUCCGGAAGCGCAUUAUUUACUUGACAUCGAGGUGAGCAGUUGCUGUGGUGUAAAGAAGAGAGGCGCUUGAUUCUCACUAAAUGUACCGUGAGAAACACAGGCAUUGACCCUUUUCGCGGAGCAGUUUGUUCCAGAGAAACUAGAUGGCACUUCGCGCCGUACGUCGCCUCAGCGUCCGCGUACGAAUACGAAACCAUUACCGCUUCUACCUCGCUUGUGUGCGAUCAGGUGUCGGAAAUGCUACUGAGUUUUCGCUAACGCACUGCGCUCCAAUCAUGCUGGAUUCCAUAAUGUGUAUUGAAAACGUGUGCAGUAGUUCGCUGCAAAUAUAGUGACUGGCAUAUUAAGGAAUGUAAUGAAUAUGUGUGGCCAAAUUGUCGAAACGCUGCUGCAACUGUCCAUAAGUGUUUCCUGCACUUAGAGAUGUACGGCUUUCCUCGAGCAUACAGACAUUUGCUCAUCAGCCAGCGUUGUAUCGCUAACCAUCAGAGAAAUGGUUUAAUCUCAGGAACGUCAGCAAGAGCAAAUACUGCUCGUUAAACAAUCAUAAAGGGAGUAGCGUCGCUUAUUGUCAUAGUAAGUUUCGGGCACAAUAUCUACACACCCGGACUAGCACGAAAACUUACGCCCACUCUAUCGCCAACGUGUCAAGAAUAAGUGAAUGGGCGCUCACUUGAAUAUAUGCGCACUAUAUACGCACAAUAAAUCACAGUAUAUACUACACCGAUAGCGCACGAAUGGUCGAAGCUGAAUGUUUCGUGACGGUCCACAAGAGUAAGCUAGUUACUAGCAAUAACACAUCUUUGUUACAAGGUGUUACAAUUAUAAAGGUGUUUAUUUGGCAGAGCUCGAAGCAGCGCAACAUCGACGGGCAGGGCAGCCACAGCUUCCAAGCACGAGAGCCGUUGCCGCGCGCUCGAUUCACCCAGUUGAGUGCAGUAAGAACAAAGCACACCGGUGACCGAUUAGGGAGAAAAUAAUCCGAUAGUGACUGAAAAGUACUGAAAAUUGGUUGCUAUUCAUCAUGAAACUGCAGCGCACGCAAGAGUAACGAGGACACAAGGCAAAGCUAACACACGGCUGCUGACUCAGUUUAUUGUGGAGGGAAGUUGCAUACAUCAGGCACAAUAAAGUGCGCAUGUGAAAGAGCAUGCGGAAUAAAAAUAAUACAGGUAUUCAAGAAAAAUAUCUGCGUAGCUUAACAAAAUCAAGUGGUGCUCAAGAAGGCAAAUUCCUGGUCAGUUGUGGCUAUAGGUGGCUCACUUACGCACAUGUCAGCACGCUUUUUGACAUGGUGUUAGGCUGCUGACGUGUGUGUGUGUGUGUGUGUGUGUGUGUGUGUGUGUGUGUGUGUGUGUGUGUGUGUGUGUGCGUGUGCGUGUGCGUGUGUGUGUGUGUGUGUAUGCGUGCGUGCGUGUGUGCGUGCGUGCGUGCGUGCGUGCGUGCGUGCGUGCGUGCGUGCGUGCGUGCGUGCGUGCGUGCGUGCGUGCGCAUUUAACUUCACUACAAAAUAAACUGACUUGCGAGUCACCUAACCGUGACAAGCCGUGCUUCACAAUGUUUGCCGAAUAAAGAACGAAGAGGCCCGCCGUGGUUGCUCAGUGGUUAUCGUGUUGGGCUGCUGAGCAUGAGGGCGCGGGAUCGAAUCCCGGCCACAGCGGCCGCAUUUAGAUGGGGGCGAAAUGCAGACAACACCCGUGUACACGUUAGGUACGCGUUAGGUACGCGUUAGGUACACGUUAAUAGGCACACGUUAAUUAUUUUGUUAGACGUUAAUAAGCCCCAGGUGGUCCAAAUUAAUCCGGAGUCCCCCACUACGGCGUUCCUCAUAAUCAGAUGGUGGUUUUUGCACGUAAAAGCUCAUAAUUCUUUUCAAGAACGAAGAGCAAGACACACUAAUUCUGGUUAAAUUCAUGAGCGGAAUGCUUGGAUAGCUUCCAAUUGCAUAUUUAGCUCCGAUUUUAGAACAAGCACCAUAUACGCUGCUCGCGCUGUUUGGACGACACUUAAUGAGCUCCGAAAGCGCUUGUACAUGGCCUCUGAGCCAAAGCUUCGUGUCGUCCACCCAGUCAGCAUCUACGAUAUCUCCCGACACGGAGGUUUCCGGAGCCGCACCGGCGUCACGCACAUCCAUUGUAAACACGGAUGCAACGAAGGCAGUUGAGGCAAGCAAUGGACGCGUGACCACGUGAUAAGACAUGGCAGCGCCCACAGGAUCGCCGCGAAGAAGGUCAAUAUAUACGCUGAUCGUGUACUUGAGGAGUCUGAAAAGUAUGUCUAUUAGGCAAUCACACGUAGGGUGGGAAAUCUGAAUUGCUUGUAUUACAAAUUGCGUCAAAAACAAAAGUUGACUCGCCAUCCUGACCCUACGAAAGUGUAUGUCCAGCGAAGCUGUUUCAAAACCACUACACCUGUUGGUGGGUGUAUAUAGAAAUGUUAUACUUGAGAGCAGUGAUGAUAGUCGCGCUGUGGCCGUUUCUGACUCAGACCGGCCUAGCAGUGCUACAACGGGAGCGGCGAUCAUCCAGCACGGCAAUUAUGGAUUUGCCUAAACUUAGUCCUUCUGGCUUCAAACGGCUUCGUGACUUUGUAAACUCGUCAUUUUCAACAAUGUACUGUGUAAUACAUAAAUAAACGUUAAUGGAAAUGUUCGACGGUAGGAUUCGAACAUCCAGUACAGUAGCCCGAUAUUGAAACCAUUACGCCACGGAUGCAUGCAUCGAGAAGCGGCAUAGAACGCCCGUCUAGUCAUCAAAUAUGUGCUUCGGAUGCUAGUUUUUUUAUUGAAACGGAUGCUGUUCAAUAUGUUGAAUGCGUGAUGCCAAAGAAUGUAUGCACUUUUUCGCUUCACUCUGCUGAGUGCUUGAAACCGGCUUCACCUCCGCCGUGGAUCGGCCUGGUGUACUUCCGGGAUCGGCCCACAUCUUGCCCACGGACGUGGAUGCCGACCAACGAGAGGCUGACAGCUUCGCUGCAAAAGGAAAACAAAAAAAUCCUUAUCUUUCCAUGACCUGCAAUUAGUCCAAAGAAAAUCGAUGGUGAAAUGCACAGUGCUGUGUACUUCAGGACGUCAUUAAAAUGUGCUAGUGGGGACACGCCCGUUUCAUUUUUAUUUAUUUAUUUUAUUUACGAGGUUUCUGCUGGCCUUAGACUAGAGAGAGAGAGAGAUAAAUGAGAUGGGAAAGGCAGGGAGGUUAACCGGAAGGUAGGUAUCCAGUUUGCUACCCUGCACUGGGGAAGGGGUAAGGGGAGACAGAAAGAUAAAGAAAAAUGCACACACAUAGAAAGAGAGGGUGAUCAGAAAAAAAAAACACAUACACACGCACACACACUUAGCUAAGGCCGUAAGCAGGACUGGGCAGUGCGACAAUGCCUCGCUGAUUGAAGAAAAUACAUUACAGCACAAUUCAACGUUAUACAAAAGUGUUGCACAAAAAGAAACCCACUCUACACGCGCAAUUAGGAACAUAGUGAAAUUCAAUAUAGAAAUAAAAUUGUUAUGGUAAUCAAAUUGUGGUUAUCGCCAAGAUUCAUCCUUCUUUACAAACACGACAGGUGUGAGCGUGGCCUAGUGGACGGCAUUGUGACGCUAUCUCCUAGCAGAGCUUUCAGUUGCGUCUUGAUUUUCGCGCGCUUAACCGCCGUUACGCGUCCAGUCAUUUAGUGAACCGGCAGAUUGCGAUACAGGAGUGAUGCGUGAUUGAGCAAGUCUAUGAGCUAGCUAGUCUACAGCUAAUCAUAUUGCUAAGCAAUGUGUCCAUUAUUGGUAUUUAAAGCAACUUGGAAACGUUAGGUAUAUUACAAUAAUCUCCGCUAUGUGCUGCAGUAUUCACAAUUUCGAAACGUCGCAACAAAAUCAGCUCACUCAAGCUGUGCAGACCCAUGGCGCUCGCUUUUCGUCUCGCUGUGCGUGCUACUGUUUCCUGGCGUUGAAGACGAUUCUUGACAGGCGAAGCAAAUGGGAGAAAUAAGAGCGUCAAAGUUGCAGAAAAAGAAGACAGCUAAGGAGCGCUUGGUAUUUAUUCCAGGAUGGUCAGUACAAGUGUGGAGAGCCACCAUGCUUUAAAAGAGAUUUUUAAGAAUUCGUUUCAAUUCUCCCUUAGAAUAUUCAGCGUGUUCCUUGCUCGAACACCUUUGUUUUAUUAGCCUAUGAAAGUAAUAUUACACAAAAAUUUUACUCAAUGAGAAGAAGCUCGAGACCAGCUCUUUGACAAACUUGGCUGAAAUAAAUGUGAACGCUCAUUCCAUCACACCCGACGAAUGGAACGCGGUGCACGAACAGCUAAUGACAUACAAAUCAGUAACACGAUCCCUAAUUUUCUAAACAGCCUUCUUAGAAAUGACACUUCACACGAGCACGUUGCAAGCACUGAGCAUGCUAAGUGAUGCGUUACAACAUUGCUAAAGUAGAUACUGGGGCGAGUUGGAAUUUAAACGUAAAAGAAGGACACUUACACGGUGCUUGUUUUACUGGUGUUUCGUGUUUCGCGCUGUUUUAAAUUCCAACGUCCCUUGUAUUUGUAUUUCCUUAUUGCCUUUGCAUCUUUCUGUUUGUAUGUAUGCAUACCUCUGAUAACUGAAAGUGUAUUAUAGUUGAUACGUUGUAUAUGACAUAGCUUACGUGAUACCUAUGUAAUGUAUAUACAAAAGUUUGAGGGUUUUUUUUUUUUGAUUCUACGUAGGUACGUGUGUUAUUAUUUUUGGGUUAUAAUAGAUUUACUGCUGUUUUUUGAACAAUGCUGGUUUGUUAAAGUGUCCAUUAUGUACGAUCUAUGAAAUUACCAUAAGCUGACCAUAGGGCAGCUUUUUCUGUCAAACCAUCAUGUAGAUUGAAUAAAGUGAAUGAAAUCUUCGGACUUAGCUGGAAGGCAAA